GGUUAAAAUGUAUUAAACUAAUUGCUGCAGUCUCUAAAUAUAAAUAUAAAUUCAAAAGCACGUUUGUGGAAAUAAACUAUUUACAUUUAUAUUAAUUUUUGCACUUACGGUUUUGAUUUAGUAAUGUUAAUAACUUUAUUAAAUAAGUAAUGAUAUUUAAGUUAGAUUUGUUAGUACAAUGAUACCCGAUGGCUGCAGCGAUUAACCAACAUUUAAAUUACGACUUUUGCCAUUUUUUGUAUAGUCGUUUUUUACCUGUCAAUUUUUUUCUAGGUUACCAUAUUUUCAAGAAAGUAUCUAUUGCUGAAAAUUUUUCGGUUAUAAUGAUAUGUUAUAUUUCUAAAUAAAAAAAAUAAAAAAAAAGGUAUAUCUAGUUUAUUAUUAUCACAAAUGUACUAGGUACAGUUAAACUUCAAAUAUCCUCCAUUUUAUUUAUUAAUUAUAAUUUAUUAUUUAUUUAUUUACUUGUAUAUUUUUAACAUUAAGUUAUAGGGGGGCAAUGGAGGGGCAAAAUCAAAUUUUGGGGAGGGCGCAUUUUCCCACCUUGGCCCCCGCGUGUAACGCCGUCACUGCAUAUUAUAGCCUAUGGGGCUAUGAGUAUAUAUAACAAGGUAUCUGUAUAAUUAUUAAGUGACUAUAAUAGGCACAUAAUAAGUCGUGAUGACUAUUAUUGAUAAUUUAUCAAUGAUAAACUAAUAUACAUACCUAUUAUAAACAAUAAUACAGUUCAACAAAAAGUUUAUAAUAGCCAAUAGGUAUUGUAUGCAUUUUACGAAUUUUUUUAAGGUUAUUAUUGCUUUACGAUUUUUUGCUGCUGGAAGUUACCAGAUGGAUGUUGGUGAAAAUCGACAUGCAUCUGUGUCUCAACCUUCAGUCAGUAGGAUUAUUGAAGAAGUGACAAAUGCGUUUUCCAAUCCGGCCAUAUUUAAUAAAUUUGUUCAUUUUCCUAGAAAUUUCAGUGAGCUGGAUGAUGUGCGUACUAGAUUUUUUUCAAAGUAUGGCUUACAAGGAGUUGUUGGUGUUAUUGAUUGUACACAUAUUGCUAUAACUCCACCAAAGAAAAAUGAUGAGUUAUAUCCCGAACACAUCUACGUCAAUCGUAAAGGAUAUCAUUCAAUUAAUACUCAACUCAUAUGUGAUGUCAAUUUACGUAUUUUAAAUGUGUCAGCCCGAUGGCCAGGGUCUACCCAUGAUUCCCACAUAUGGAAUGAAAGUCACGUUAAGACAUUUAUGACAAGCUUGCAUGAUCGAGGUUUUACUUCAUACUUUUUGUUAGGAGACUCUGGGUAUGCUUUGCGGCCAUGGUUGUUAACGCCGUUUUUAAACGUCGAAGCUAAUACACCGGAAUACCGGUUCAAUGAAGUUUUUUGUCGUGCGAGAUCUACUAUCGAACGCUGUAAUGGAGUUUUAAAAAUGCGUUUUCGCUGUCUUCUCAAAGAUCGAACACUGCAUUAUUCACCCAACAAGGCUUCAAAAAUAGUGUUGGCAUGUGUUGUGUUACACAAUUUGUGUAUUGAAGAAAAUGUACCUUUAAUUAAUGAAGAAGUUGAGGAUGAUGAUUUUGGAAUUUACCAAGCUGUUGACAAUGAAGAAAUGUCACAAAGUAGGCAAAACCCGGAACUUGUGGCCGGCCUUCGUUUCCGUCAAAACAUUGUUAACAGACUUUUUACAAACUAAAAUAACAUGUGCUUGAGUAAUCUCUAUUCUAUUUCUAUAUUCAUUCUGGUCACCAUUGUACCAACGUUGGCCACCCUGACGUGUAAGCAGUAACCGGCCGAUACACUAUACAGUUCUUCCCCUGCACCACAUCGCCACAAGGCACAAUAUUAAUGAUCCGUCUACAUAGCUCUGCUGCAGCAGUGUAGCCGCUAGUCAGCAGUAUAAUUGAUUCUGUGCCCUGUGGCGUACAACGUUCGUCCGUUCCACCGUUUGGCUGAUGAAUUGUCCAUGACCACGUGUUGCGAGACUGCGAUAUAAUACGUGUCUUUGUUGUGUAGUGUAGUGUUUGUGUAUUAACUACUAUUAAGACGUAAUUUCCCGGUCAAGUGUCAUCGGUUCGAACUGGCAUUAUGGCUGUUUUUAGUUGGUACUUCAUACUCUCAUAAAUGUGUGAUCAGUAAAUCAGUUGCUCUAUUGUUACAUCAAUGUCUGGCGUCUGCUCUAUAACACAGAAACACAUCGUGUCAUUUAUUACAUUAUAUGGAAAUUGUGGAAUUCUUGAAUUGGAGAGCCGCCUCGUGAUAUACCAAUGUUUGCCGUUUGGAUAGUUAAAUCCUCGCGGUUUGUCCACGGAUUACUGUGCUACUUAAAUCUUCAUCAAUGAAUGGUAUUGCAGUAUUUACAACCUAACAAAAUUGUGAAGUAAAAAUUUGAUUAUGCAAGCUUGUCAUGACUGUUUUCAUGUUACUUUCAUUCCAAAUGUGAAAA
This is a messenger RNA of Aphis gossypii (cotton aphid), 2427 nucleotides long. Its product is annotated as putative nuclease HARBI1. The record is from RefSeq and is a predicted model, not a curated record. Lineage: Eukaryota; Metazoa; Arthropoda; Insecta; Hemiptera; Aphididae. The transcript is spliced from 8 exons. Bases 763 to 1677 code for a protein of 304 amino acids.